Messenger RNA from Schistosoma spindalis, 3292 nucleotides. Lineage: Eukaryota; Metazoa; Platyhelminthes; Trematoda; Strigeidida; Schistosomatidae. The record is from the annotation of a GenBank genome assembly.
UUGUAUUGCUUUGUAUGCUGGAUGAUUAUUUUAUUCAAAACCAACAUAUUGAGCAAGCAUAAUUAAACUGUCUGGAUGUGUCAUCAUAUUACAUAAGCUUUUCUUGUUACCUCUAUACGUUUGGACUGAAAUGAGUAUGAAGUACUACAAUUCAGCUAAAUUUGUAUUAAUCGUUUAAUUAUAAGUGUUUCAUAAAUGCAAAAGAAAGAGGCCGAUGGCUUCACGGUCAUCCUAUACAAGAGACGAUGGUUUACACUACUCAUAUUUUGUCUGUGUUCAUUUGGGAAUGCUUACCAGUGGAUUCAUUUGAAUAUUAUUUCUGAUAUAGUUUUGUAUUUUUGGGAUGCUUCCAUUCCAGGGUCAUCUGUAGAUACCAAGACAAUAUCUGUAGAUUGGUUGUCAAUGAUUUAUAUGCUCACUUAUAUUCCAUUGAUAUUUCCUUCUAAUUGGAUACUGAAUAGAUGGGGCCUGCGUGUAACUCUCUUAGUUGCUUCAAUUUUGAAUGCAGUCGGUGGUUGUAUUAAAUGUAUAGCGGGUGCAGUUACGUAUGAAACAACGUUUGGACAAACUAAUAAAUCUAUUCCAUUCAGUAAUAAACUUGGUUUUCCAAUACUUAUGACUGGACAAACUAUUUGUGGAAUAGCUCAGUCCGGUAUAUUGGGUAUACCAGCCCACUUAGCAGCAGUUUGGUUUGGAGUGAAUGAAGUUUCAACGGCUACUGCACUUGGUGUAUUCGGGAAUCAACUUGGUGUUGCAUUUGGUUUUCUAGUACCACCGCUUAUUUUACCAUCGAUACCGUAUAGUUCAAAUGGAACUAAUCAAAUUGAUCCAACAAUAGAUAUGAAUGAAUUAUUCCAUAAAAUGAAACAUUAUAUGAUGAUUAUGUUAUAUUUCAGUGCUGCAUUAAAUAUACUUCCAUUUAUAUUUGUAUUAUUUGGUUUUCGUGCAAAACCUAAAACUGAACCAAGUUUAGCACAAUAUAAACGUAGUGGUUCAUCAGUCAUUCAUAAAUUACAUAUAAAUGAUCAAUUAUCCAUUGAUAAUAGACCUUCAAAUGGAAUUCAUUCAAUAGUCAAUAAUAAUAAUGGUCUACACGAAAAGAAAAAUAAUAUUGAUAAAGAAUUCUAUCCAAAAUCAUUAGAUGUUGAUCAACACUAUUCAACACUUAGUCCAAAUGAACAAUCAUUAUCAUCAUCAUUAAAACAGAAUACAUUAAAUAAGAAUGAUUCAAUCAUGAAUAAUUUUAUAAUAAAUAUUGAUGAACAUAAUGAUAUUAGUAGUAUAGAUAAUUAUUCAUAUCAAUCAUUACAAAAUCAUAUUAGAAAUGAAACUAUUUCAAUGGCAUUAAAACGUUUAUUUAAAAAUAUCCCGUUUGUUUUAUUAUUUAUUAGUUAUGGUAUACUUACUGGUGUCUACUAUGCUGUUGGUACAUUAUUAAAUAGUAUUUUACUAGGAUAUUUUACAAAUUCUACUUUAUCUGGUUGGGCUGGUUUCACCAUGAUUAUUGCCGGUAUAUUUGGAUCAGUAAUAACUGGUGUCAUUUUAGAUAAAACAAAAAAAUUCAAAUUAAUCACAUGUAUUAUAUAUAUACUAAGUUUAUUGUUUAUGGGAAUCUUUACUGGAAUAUUAUAUCUUCGUUCAAUGCCAAUAGUCUUUAUCGUUAUGUUCUUUUUAGGUUUCUUUAUGACCGGUUAUUUAAGUAUUGGUUUUGAAUUAGCCGCUGAAUUAACUUAUCCAGAAAGUGAAGGUUUAUCUUCUGGUCUAUUGAAUACAUCAGCACAGAUAUUUGGCCUUAUACUGAUUCAUGUUGCAACACCAUUAAGAACAAAUUAUGGAGUUUUGCCUGGAAAUUUAUUCCUUACAGGAUUAACAUUAAUUGGAACAAUAAUGACAGUAUUAAUUAAAGAGAAUCUUUACCGUCAACAAGCACAUGAACAAGAAGUCUGAUACACAAAAUGUUCCCGAUGAAUAAACUUUUAACAAAAGCAAUUAAUGAAGAUCUAAAUGUUCAACAUAAUGAAUUCAAUGAAACUUGAAUCAUCCUAUACUCUCAUUUCAUUUCUUUUCAUUUCUUUUUUCUUUUUUUUUUUAAUUUUCUUUUAUUCUUUUAAAUAUUAGAAUGAACAAUUUCCCAAGUGCUCAAAAUUAUGCAAUAAAAUAAUCCAAAUCGAUAUGUGUAUGUGUGUUUGUGAGUGUGUGUGUGUAUGUGUAAUAAGGGAUGGUAAAUGUUUAUAGAUAUACUUGUGUUUAUGCAUAGAUUUACGUAAAAUCUAAUAGAACAAUUCUGUUGAUGUAUUGUUUUGUUUUUGUACUCUUUCACCGUCUCCAUCUCCAUCAUCAUCACCCCCUCCCCACCCCCAUCAUCAUCAUCAUACCCAUCAACAUGUGAAAUAAAAUCAUUUAAUAUACUUGAUAAAAAUCAAAUCUCAACUACCUAAAUAUCAUUUACAUUCUAUUCAUCAUUUAUCAAUUUUUUUUAAAAAUCAAGAUGUUUUUUUUAAGUGAAAUCAUUAAGUGAUUAUGUGAAUGUGUGUGUGAGUGUGUGAGGGCUUGUGUGUGUGUGUGAACAGAAUCAUAUCUAUCUAUCUAUCUGUUUGUUUGUUUGUUUGUUUUUUUAAAAAGAAAAAAAUUUUUUUUUGAUAGUAACAUUGAUUACAUAAUUUUCUACUGUUAUUUAAUUACAUUAUUAUUAUUAUUACUAUUAAUGAUACAAUCUUGUUUUGUUUUAUUUUGUUACUGUAUUAUGAUUAUUUUUUGUUUGUUUGUUUAUUUCUCACAUUGAAUUAGAUUAGAUUAGAUUUGUUUGUUUGUUUGUUUGUUCUUUUCUGACAUACUAUGAAUCUGACAAAAAGAAAAAAGAAAGAAAAAAACAAACAAAAGAAAAUAAUAGAAAAGAAUAUGUAUACAGAGAGAGAGAGAGAGAGAAGAGUGAAUACCUUCAUUGUGUUUUUUUUUUAAUUUUUAGUUCAGAUUUCUAAAAUAUUUACUUGUUUAUAUGUUUCACUUGUUAUUUUUCUUUCUUUCUUUCUACUUUUUCUUUUUUUCUCUUUUUGAUAGUGUCUUAUUUUCUCUCACGUGGAAUGAUGCUUCGUUUUUUUUCUCUCACAUUUUUUUCUUUUGUUUUUUUUUUGGUAUGUUUUAACUUUAGAUUACUACUACUAUUAUUCUUAUUCUUAUGGUAUGGUAUUAGAUCAUUAUGACAAGCAGGUAAACAAAUGUUUGUUUAUUUGUUUGUAUAUAUAUAUUUUUUACAAAUAAAUAAGUUUAGUUUGUUGUCUAUCGCUUACUGUUU